Molecule: messenger RNA, 1607 nt
Organism: Diospyros lotus (date-plum)
Lineage: Eukaryota; Viridiplantae; Streptophyta; Magnoliopsida; Ericales; Ebenaceae
Product: probable 1-acyl-sn-glycerol-3-phosphate acyltransferase 5
Exons: 5
Coding region: 272-1498 (408 amino acids)
Cellular component (GO): endomembrane system
Molecular function (GO): acyltransferase activity
Source: RefSeq, a predicted model, not a curated record
UGACUCUGCAUUCGACAGCCUCACAACGUACCAGACUUCCUUCGAUCUUCGCUCCAGACUUCGUUCGAUGAGCUUUUGUACGUUUUGGAACGUUGGGAGGUCUCCGUCUCUUUGUACCAUCGAAUCGAAGCCCUAAAACCGAGAACCAUACGGCUCGGCCUCGCCUGUUCUUCUCCGGGGCAUCUUUAUUGAUCGCUUGGAACUCCUUUGGUUGACCUUUUAAUAGCGUCUAACAUAAAAGGUAUUGUAUGUGUUGGGGACCUGAAACCAAAUGGAUGCAUAUGCAAGUUCACAGACUGACAAUCAGAGGACUUUGAAAUCAAGUGAUCGACCAAGGAGCCAACCUUUAACUCCACUAAGAGUUCUAAGGGGUGUAGCAUGUCUAUCAGUGUUACUUUUAACAGCAUUUAUGAUGUUAGUGUACAUUGGCUUUGUGACCGCGGUCAUCUUCCGAUUUUUCAGUGUACACUACAGCAGGAAAGUGACAUCCUUUUUCUUUGGUGCCUGGCUAGCUUUGUGGCCUUUUCUCUUCGAAAAGAUAAACAAAACUAAGGUAGUGUUUUCUGGAGAAAGUGUUCCUGCAGGGGAACGCGUUUUGCUUAUUGCAAACCAUAGAACAGAGGUGGAUUGGAUGUAUUUGUGGGACCUUGCAUUGCGCAAGGGACAGCUCGGAUACAUAAAGUAUAUCCUUAAGAGUAGUUUGAUGAAAUUACCCGUAUUUGGCUGGUCAUUUCAUAUAAUGGAGUUCAUUCCGGUUGAGAGGCGGUGGGAGGCUGAUAGAUCAAUUGUGCAUCAAAUGCUUUCAACUUUUAAGGAUUGUCAAGAUCAUCUCUGGCUUGCAGUUUUCCCCGAAGGCACAGAUUUCACUGAGCGGAAGUCUAGUCAAAGUCAGAAAUAUGCAGCUGAAAAUGGACUACCUAUCCUUAAGAAUGUCCUGCUUCCAAAGACAAAGGGUUUUUAUGCUUGCUUGGAGGAAUUGAGAGAUUCAUUGGAUGCAGUAUAUAGUCAUCCUCGGGUGAUUCUCUGGGAGUUAAAAGGACUCUUAGAUCUCGAUUCCUAUGGGGCUCCAGAAGUCUGGUGGCAGAGGGUUUAUGACAUUACCAUCGGCUACAAGCAUCGUUGCCCAUCCUUCUUGGACAAUGCUUUCGGUGUGGACCCUUCUGAAGUACAUAUUCAUGUUCGCCGCAUCCCUCUCAGUGACAUCCCAGAAUCCGAAGAAAAGACUGGAUCAUGGCUGCACGAUACGUUCCAGCUCAAGGAUCAGUUGCUUUCCGACUUUUAUGUACGUGGCCAUUUCCCUAGCGAAGGAACAGAAAGGAGCCUGUCUAUGAUUAAGUGCUUGACAAAUUGCUUGUGUGUAAUCAGCUUCACGAGCUUAUGUACCUUCUUGACCCUUUUCUCAUCUGUCUGGUUCAAAAUAUACGUGUCUUUAGUUUGUGCAUAUCUGGCAUCUGCUACCUAUUUUCACAUUUAUCCUAGCCCUGUGCUGGCUAUAUGACAGCUUCAUCAAUGUCUGCCAAAUACGUGUAUCGAUCAAACACUUAAUUCUCAUUAAAGGGUAUAAACUUUCCCACUGGUUAAUACAAAAUUUCCUUGCUGUUACUUGA